GCCCGACCCUGUGACUCAUCUUUUUGGACAGUGGGCUAUUCAAGUGGUUUACUCCUACAAAUCCUGCAAUUCUUUCUUUGAGUGCACAACUGUUAUUCAACUCUCCAGUCCAAAAAUGGCAGGAAAGUCGCAGAAGAUAGUGACUCAUCCUCUCAACAUCGAGUCUACAAAAGUGCGUCAUUCUAAGCUCUUUUCUAAGUUCGUUUGGCGCUCUUUUCUCAUCUUCAAUCUAGCUCUUGGAGGCAUUUGGUCACUUGGUUAUGCGAGUACAUCUAGUUCACUACAAUUUUUUUCAGGGGGGUCAACCGUUAGACUUGUCGUUCUUAUUUAGCAGACCUGUGAAGAGAGAGGCAUCAAAUAAAGGAAUAAAACCCACCAGUAAAGACACCACCAUAUCCACUGAAGAACUUUUCUUCUUCCGCCCUGAGUCUGAGAUAGUGCAGGAGCCCUUAACCAAAGAGCACAAAUGAGAUGUCUUGUGAUGGAUAUCAAAAGGGAAGAGAAAGGUUAGACCUUAAAACCAUUGAGGAAAGAGGAGAAAUACCGAAGGAGAUGCGUUAAAGGAUUCACCUGUGCAGAAUCCUUCCUAAAAUUCAAAUAUUUAACUUUUUGUGAACCUAUAGCUUUUCAAAUUAGAGCAGACACCUAAUUUACAUUUUAAUUGCAUUUUUUGUCUGAGAGAGAUACUAGCAGAGGAAGUAUAAACCAGGUGAAGGGUGGAAAGAGAAAAAAAAACUGGAGAUUUUUCACUAUAUUUCCAUCCUCUCCGUUGUUUCCUUAACCGUAGAUUAAAUAGUUUCUACUAAUACAUUCCUAUUCUAUGAUCUGAAAUGUGAGAGCAAAGCUUAAUUUUCUGGUUCUGCAUUGUAUUCUGGACCUCUGGUAUAUUCAACAUGGUUGAGUGUAUCCUCUUGCUGCUUUGCUAAUACAAGAGAAGUCAUGCAUCGAAAGCUAAUUUGUCUAG
This is a messenger RNA of Cuscuta epithymum, 964 nucleotides long. Lineage: Eukaryota; Viridiplantae; Streptophyta; Magnoliopsida; Solanales; Convolvulaceae. The record is from the annotation of a GenBank genome assembly.